Molecule: messenger RNA, 660 nt
Organism: Aaosphaeria arxii CBS 175.79
Lineage: Eukaryota; Fungi; Ascomycota; Dothideomycetes; Pleosporales
Exons: 2
Coding region: 1-660 (219 amino acids)
Source: RefSeq, a predicted model, not a curated record
AUGGCAACCCUCAUCCUGAUCCCCGGGCACUGGAACACGCCCGCAUGCUACGACGCCCUGCUCACCGCGCUCCUAAGCUACGGCUACAGCUCCGCGACCGUGAUCCUCCCGUCUCCCGGCCUCGACGCCGAAACCUUCGACCUCUCUUCCGAAUCCACCGAGAUAAAAUGGACGCUCACGCAACUAUCCAAGAUCCGACGGGACGUCAUCCUCGUGCUGCACCCGACGCACCGGCGCUCCGAGUACUACCCGCGGAAGCUGGAGAAGAUGCACGCGGAGCGGAGCCUGAAGUCGGGGGUCCCGAGGAUGAUUUUCUUUAUGAGUUAUAUGAGUCCGAGGGGGUUUAAUGAGACGGUGGAUGGGAAUGGGAGGGAGAUUCUGGAGGACCCGGCGGAGUUUGAAUUGGAGAGAGGCACAGUGACUGUCGACUCGGAAGGCCACCACAACGUCCUCUUCCAGUACCUCCCCGCGUCGGAAGCGCAGCAUUGGGCCGCGCGAAUGCUGCCAGAGAGCGUCGGGAAGUUCUGGAGCACGUCGCAGUCGACGGGGUGGCGACACAUUCCGUCGCGGUACAUGCUGCAUUCGGACCAUCGGUCGUUCAGGGUACCGUAUGCGCAUUAUAAGAUCGAAAGGACGAGGGAGUUGAGCUUUGCGAGGUGA